CGCCUGAUGGAUGCCUAAGGAGUAUCCGAGAAAUUCGAGCACACGCAUAGACGCCGAUUCAGACUGUGUCUCACGACUGACUGAAGAUUGAUCGCGUGGUAGCUGGGGAAAGUGCGAGAGAGGAUGGUCGACGUGAAGGAAAUCGCUGUAAAUUGAGUUAUAUAAAGAAUAUUUGAAAAAUAGUUGAAGGCUUGAUCUGAGCGAGAUCCAAUCGUUUCUUCAACUUUCUUCGGGGUUCUUGAAGGGAUUAAUUUAGAAUUAUUUUUCGCACUUGGAAAUUUACUUUCCUCGAGUCCGAAUAUUAACGCGCUCGUUAAAACUGUUUGCGAAUCUUCCAAUUCGAUUAACGACUAAGGUUGUUGGUUAUUGCAAAUGAUUGUAAUAAAUAGCGAAAUUUAUUUAUUAUUCGUGAUUUUUUUUAUAUAUACUUUUACAAUAAUAUGUACAGGGGUUCAGAUCAGAUAAUAUCUGAUCCGAGGGAUACCAAAGUAAAUAAUUGAUAAAUGUUAUACAAAUGUUAUACAAAUACAGUUUUUUUUAUACUGGUGUUUAUUUUUGUAUUAUUAUACGAUUAAAAACCAGAUUAUUCAAAGCCGUUCCAAUACUUCAAGCAGAUGUCGAUAGUGUCGGCACGUGUUUACUCUUAACCUAACCUUUAAACUUACCUGUUCCCGAUCUAAAAUCAUCAGUUGUUAUUCGAAGGAUUAAAGCAUGAAUCUGCGAGAACCGAGGAAGAAGAAGAGGACGAAGUUAAGGCAACAAUUGCCAUUUCCCAUCCCACUGAAUGACACGCAGGAAUGGCCAAUGUACACGGCGCAUCUCACAGACUUAGGAUCCUGUAUAAUUGAACCUGAAGAGAUGCACGCUGUGCAUUCUAUGGGAUUUUUUGGCAAAGGAUCGCUGUCACGCAGUUACCCGUCGUUUGACAAAGCGAGGUACGGAGCACCGCCUGUGGUUCGGAACAGACAGUGGCUUCACAGACAAAGUUGGCUCAGGGAAGCUAAGGAAUUGAACUCUAGCGACUACAAAGAUGACGAGAUAAUCGCUCACCGCGACGGAGAAAAUGUCUCGGACGAGGAGAACAUUGGCGACAUCAUAGAGAUUCCAUCGAAUUCUAUCGAAAACGGGAGUAAGCAGAGAAACGAGAUGAACGCGAGGAACACGGAGAUCGACGAAGUCACUCUGGAUUCCGCAGAGGAUGACGACAUAUGCGUCAUUGUUAACAGGGACGCGGAUGAACGUGACAUUGCUAAAAAUACGUCAAACCCUCACGGCGAUAAGAACAGCCCAGACGAGAGGAGAGAGGAGGAGGAACACUGGAAAUUGAAUUAUUACGAUUUCAAAAGCGAUUGCACAAACGAGGAUGACAAUCUGCACGGAAAGCUGUUGGUGCUGCCGGAUAGCGACUCGGACGCCGAGAACUAUUUGAAGAACGUUAAGCCGAGAAUCGAGAACGAGGGCUUCCCCAUUCGAGAGGCCCUGCACCUCACCUUCGAGGAGACGUUCUUCCUCCUUUUCGGAUUGGGCUGCUUGCAACUGAUUCACUUCGACGGCAGCCUGCUGGACAUCAACAGCGCGUGGUUGUACUUCUGCAAGGAGAAGCCAGAUUUUAUACAGAAAUAUGUGGUUUAUCAUUAUUACAGAAGCAAAGGUUGGGUGGUCAAGCCAGGCCUAAAAUAUGGUGGUGACUUCUUGCUCUAUAAAGAGGGACCGCCCUUUUAUCACGCUUCUUACAUCGUUAUAACGGAAGUAGUAGAUGCAGACUCUUUAGUUGUAGAUCCUAUCGUGCCCUCGCGAUCCAGAACGUGGAACAGUUUGUUCGGAUUUGAAAGGCUCUCCGAAACUGCUGCUAAGGAAAUACUUUUCGCGCAAGUCUUGUGGCCGUCGUCGGUGUCUCGGGACGUCAGCGCGAGUAGUCCCAAAAUACUUUCCGAAUUCACGGUGAGAGAAUUGCUCUGGCGUCGAUGGAAUCCGAAACAGCAUAGGGAAGAUGUCCCCGUCGAAGAGGAGGACGAGGACUCGUGCUGAAGGAUUUUCUAAUCAUUUAUAUAUUUCGUAAAGUAACCCUUGGUCAAUUUAUAUAUCAAUUUUUUUGCAAUAACAGUAAUAUACA
Wasmannia auropunctata (little fire ant) is the source of this 2113-nucleotide messenger RNA. RefSeq names its product tRNA-splicing endonuclease subunit Sen2 (gene Tsen2). Bases 712 to 2028 code for a protein of 438 amino acids. Gene Ontology annotation, cellular component: tRNA-intron endonuclease complex. The record is from RefSeq and is a predicted model, not a curated record. Lineage: Eukaryota; Metazoa; Arthropoda; Insecta; Hymenoptera; Formicidae. Gene Ontology annotation, molecular function: tRNA-intron lyase activity; nucleic acid binding. Gene Ontology annotation, biological process: tRNA-type intron splice site recognition and cleavage; tRNA splicing, via endonucleolytic cleavage and ligation. The transcript has 6 exons.